Ostreococcus lucimarinus CCE9901 is the source of this 606-nucleotide messenger RNA. RefSeq lists its product with no specific name. Gene Ontology annotation, cellular component: mitochondrial outer membrane; peroxisomal membrane. The transcript has a single exon. The record is from RefSeq and is a predicted model, not a curated record. The coding region runs from base 1 to 606 and encodes 201 amino acids. Gene Ontology annotation, biological process: peroxisome fission; autophagy of mitochondrion; mitochondrial fission. Lineage: Eukaryota; Viridiplantae; Chlorophyta; Mamiellophyceae; Mamiellales; Bathycoccaceae. Gene Ontology annotation, molecular function: protein binding.
AUGGACUUCCUGCGCGACGUCGCGAACACCGUGGAGCGCGCCGUCACCGGCGCGUCCCCGCGCGCGCUCGAUCUCCCGCAAUGCGACGUCGCGUUCGUCUCAGAGACCAUCGCCGAGUACGGGCGAAUCUUGGCGCGCUCGAAAGACGUCGUAGUUCGCGACGCCGACCGCGCGACCGACGCCGAGGUGCGGCGCGCGCGAUUCAACAUGGUGUGGGCGCUGUGCCACAGCGGCGUCGAGGAUCAGCUGAGACGAGGGACGCAAAUGCUCGAGCGCGGCGCGAGCAACGGGGCGAACGCGGAGACGACGCUCGAGGCGAGGUGGCGAGUCGAAUUCGGCGACGCGAUGGAGGUCAGAGAUGGGCAUUACUUGCGAAGCGUGGCGUAUUACGGGAUGAGGGAUUACGAGCGCGCGCGCGAAGCGGCGUUUGCGGCGCUGAAGUGUGACCCAGAAUGUCGACAGGCGGCGGCGUUGCGCGAGGCCAGCGAAGAAGCGUUGGCGAGGGACGGAUUGGUCGGCGCGGGGGCGAUCGCGGCGGCGGGACUGGCGAUCUUAGGAGCGACGGCGGCGAUCGCGGCCAACAGCGCGGGGGGGAGUCGACGAUGA